This is a messenger RNA of Brassica napus (rape), 291 nucleotides long. RefSeq lists its product as uncharacterized. The transcript is spliced from 2 exons. The record is from RefSeq and is a predicted model, not a curated record. Lineage: Eukaryota; Viridiplantae; Streptophyta; Magnoliopsida; Brassicales; Brassicaceae. The coding region runs from base 136 to 291 and encodes 51 amino acids.
AGUAUACUCACAACAUAAUGUUUUAUCUUAUUAUAACCAAGCCAAGAAUUAUAUUCCCCAAUCACUCCAUCACAAUCCGCUUGUCUGUGUUUCCACUUGCGAACUGAAAGAGUGGAGCUUCCUCGGUAAGAAAAGAUGCAGAAGGACAUGAGAACCGCAGAAGAUCAACAUUUUCCACCAGGGUAUCCAGCUGCAGAAGAAGUCUUUGAACAACCGGGACAAGACAAGAAUAAGAAGAAGCCAUUCGAGACAAAGCAGAAAGGAGACAGAGGCUUCAUUGAAGGAUGGUAA